Suncus etruscus (white-toothed pygmy shrew) is the source of this 1639-nucleotide messenger RNA. RefSeq names its product cathepsin K (gene CTSK). Gene Ontology annotation, cellular component: lysosome. NCBI's taxonomy places the organism in Eukaryota, Metazoa, Chordata, Mammalia, Eulipotyphla, Soricidae. The transcript has 8 exons. The record is from RefSeq and is a predicted model, not a curated record. The coding region runs from base 93 to 1088 and encodes 331 amino acids. Gene Ontology annotation, molecular function: cysteine-type endopeptidase activity. Gene Ontology annotation, biological process: immune response.
UUCCUGCCAGAAUAUAUCUAGCACCCUGGUUAUCCUCCCACAGAGUCCACACUUCCUUGCCGAGACAAGCCCAGAGAACAGAUUGAAUCAGGAUGUGGACCACAUUGAAGGUUCUAGUGGUGCUGCCAGUGUUGAGUGUUGCUUUAUACCCUGAGGAGAUCCUGGACGUGCAGUGGGAACUGUGGAAGAAGACCCAUGGAAAACAGUACAAUAGCCAGGUGCAUGAAACUGCUCGGCGUUUAAUUUGGGAAAAAAAUCUAAAACAUAUUUCCAACCAUAACCUGGAGGCUUCUCGUGGUAUCCACACAUACGAACUGGCUAUGAACCACUUGGGAGACAUGACGAGUGAAGAGGUGGUUCAGAAGAUGACAGGGUUCAAAGUACCCUCCUCUCGUUCGCCCAGCAACGACACGCUGUAUGUCCCAGACUGGGAAGGCAGAACCCCUGAGUCCGUCGACUACCGGAAGAAGGGCUAUGUCACUCCUGUCAAGGACCAGGGCCAGUGUGGUUCCUGCUGGGCUUUUAGCUCUGUGGGUGCCCUCGAGGGUCAGCUCAAGAAGAAAACGGGCAAGCUCUUAAACCUGAGUCCCCAAAACCUGGUUGAUUGUGUUUCUGAGAACGAUGGCUGUGGCGGGGGCUACAUGACCAAUGCCUUCCAGUAUGUGCAAGAAAACCGGGGUAUCGACUCUGAAGAUGCCUACCCGUAUGUGGGGCAGGAUGAAAGUUGUAUGUACAAUCCCACAGGCAAGGCGGCAAAAUGUAGGGGCUACAGAGAGAUUCCUGAGGGGAACGAGAAAGCCUUGAAGAGGGCAGUGGCCCGAAUCGGACCCAUUUCCGUGGCCAUUGAUGCAAGCCUCACCUCUUUCCAUUUCUAUAGCAAAGGUGUGUACUAUGAUGAAAACUGCAAUAGUGAUAAUCUGAACCAUGCGGUACUGGCAGUCGGAUAUGGGGUACAGAAGGGAAUCAAACACUGGAUCGUUAAAAACAGCUGGGGAGAAAGCUGGGGCAACAAAGGCUACAUCCUCAUGGCUCGGAAUAAGAACAACACCUGCGGCAUAGCCAACAUGGCCAGCUUCCCCAAGAUGUGACUUCAAUCAGCAGAAUGCAUCGCGCCCCUCCCUCCUUUCUCCUUGGUGCUCAUGUUGAUGUCUUUUGGAAGGGGGGCAGUGUGCCUCCAUCGAAGGCACUGUAGAGGUAGAGACUGCUCUGCUCCCCUGUGUAUAAGUUAAAGAAUAUUCCAUUAACUCCUUUCCCACACGGUCCUGCCCUCAUGGUGUGUGUUGAAGCUGCGGGCCGGCUUUGCUGUUGUGGUUCUGUUGCUGUGUCAUCGCAAGUGGCCACGUCUUCACCCAACACUGGCUUGUGUGGUCUGUUCAAGAUGACUCUGCAAGCUCACUUCUGGUCUUUUUGUACAGCCUCAAAGUAGAAAUGUUGGUUGUGUUCGUUCCAAAUCUGAGAUGUAUUCCUGUAUCUUUGAGGCAACAAAUAUGUUUCCCCCCCCUAUUUGGCAUUUUCAAGUAAACCAAGUAUUUACUUUCCCCCCAUAAUUUCAUUAAGUGGCCAUUUCAUGGCAUUUUUCUGUGCCAGAUGCUAUCCUCUGUUCUGGAAACAAAAAGAUGAAUAAAACAUAUUCCCUUGU